AUGACUUUACUAGAAUCAUGCAUGGACUUGAGUCAUAAGGAUGUCCUUAAUGUCCAAGCAAUAGAAAUGGAAUCAAUACAAAUUAUUGAUGCUCUGAAAAUUCCAUCUCACCUAAGUUUGAUGGUUUGGUUAUGUUAUUUUUUCCAUAAUUCACUACAAAAAUUUGAUGACUAUAUUGUGUGCUCAUCCCCAUCGAAGAGUUCAAAAAGCGUUCAAGAAAUCGUCUUAUAA
Molecule: messenger RNA, 231 nt
Organism: Saccharomycopsis crataegensis
Lineage: Eukaryota; Fungi; Ascomycota; Saccharomycetes; Ascoideales; Saccharomycopsidaceae
Exons: 1
Coding region: 1-231 (76 amino acids)
Source: RefSeq, a predicted model, not a curated record